This is a messenger RNA of Glycine soja, 1434 nucleotides long. RefSeq lists its product as uncharacterized. The record is from RefSeq and is a predicted model, not a curated record. Lineage: Eukaryota; Viridiplantae; Streptophyta; Magnoliopsida; Fabales; Fabaceae. The transcript has 2 exons. Bases 1 to 1434 code for a protein of 477 amino acids.
AUGGAGGAGGGUGGACCUCAGAGGCCGAAGCAAAUGAAGGAUGUGGUAACCUCUAGGUGGUUUAUAUUGAGGGCCCUGCACGAAGCGGGCAUGAUUUCCUUUGAUGGGCAUAAGGGAGAUUCUUGUUUGAUACACCCGGGGGCAAUGCAUGACAUGGAAACAUGCCCGACGGUAGAGGAGUUGUUUCAAGGAAUGAUAGACAAGGGCAUGUUUGAGGUUUAUGCGACGAGGCGGGUCGUUACAACACGCAUAAGCCCCCAAGGUUUCCAGCCUAUCUCAGUUAAGAAGCCUGCUCCUUUUCCCUACAAGAGUGACAAGGCGGUCCCAUGGAAGUACGUCUCUCAAAGGCCCGACCGAAGGAAGGAAGAUUCCAUCAUAGAUGAUCUAUCCGCCGCCAAGGUCACAAACAUCUCCGGCACAAGCGGCGUAACUCGUAGCGGACGGAUCUUUGCAACACCCAAGCUCCUGGUGCGAGCUAAAGACCCAAAGGGGAAGGCAAAGGUGGGCAUGGAAGAGAGCAGUAAGGCGAGCCCGAUUCUGGAUGAGGAAGUCCCAGCCGGACGGUUGGUUAAGGAAGAAGAGGACUUCAGCAAAAGAGGAAUAUCUGUUGAAGAAGCGACUGAGUUAAAGGUAAUUGAACAACUCAAUAAAACCCCUCCUAGGAUCUCCUUGUUAGGACUACUCAUGAACUCGGAGCCUCAUCGGGCACUUUUGGUUAAAAUCUUGAAUGAAGCCCACGUCGCCCAAGACAUAUCUGUGGAGGGCUUCAGGGGCAUCAUCAACAAUAUUACCGCCAACAAUUACCUCAUAUUCUUCGAUGAGGAGAUACCCGUCGAGGGUCAGGGACAUAAUAAGGCCUUACAUGUAUCCGUCAAGUGUUUGGACCACAUCGUGGCCAAGGUGCUUAUUGACAAUGACUCAUCACUUAAUGUCAUGCCCAAGGCUACCUUGGACAAAUUGCCUUUCAAUCCGUCACACCUAAGGUCGAGCUCCAUGGUCGUGCGGGCUUUUAACGGCAGUCUCCCGGAUGUAAGGAGGGAGAUUGAUCUCCCAAUUCAGAUUGGACCCCAUGUCUGCCAGAUCAUUUUCCAAGUGAUGGAUAUCAACCCGGCCUUAAGCUGCCUAUUGGGCCGACCUUGGAUUCACUCAGUUGGGGUAGUCCCUUCAAUGCUCCACCAAAAGUUGAAAUUUGUGGUGGAAGGGCAAUUGAUCAUAGUCUCAGGAGAAGAAGACAUUCUUGUAAGUUGUCCUUCUUCUACGCCCUAUGUAGAGGCCACGGAGGAGUCCUUGGAGAUGGCCUUUCAAGCAUUUGAAGUGGUGACCAAUGCUUAUGUCGAGUCUCCCCCGGUGCAACCACGCUCAUCCGAUGUCGCAUUAAUAGUGGCCCGUGUGAUGUUGGGACAUGGAUAUGAGCCCGACAUGGGUUUGCGCUGA